This is a messenger RNA of Staurois parvus, 335 nucleotides long. NCBI's taxonomy places the organism in Eukaryota, Metazoa, Chordata, Amphibia, Anura, Ranidae. The record is from the annotation of a GenBank genome assembly.
CACACAAGUUCCGCCCACCUGUGCCCAGCAAUGCACCCACCUGUGCCCAGCAGUGCGCCCACCUGUGCCCAGCAAUGCACCCACCUAUGCCCACCUGUGCCGCCCACCUGUGCCCAGAAGUGCCACCCACCAGUGCCCAUCAGUGCAGCCCAGCAGUGCUGCCAGUCAGUGCCUCCAGUCAGUGCCCAGCGGUUGUGCCAGUCAGUGCCCAGCAGUGCCGCCAUCAGUGCCACCUAUCAGUGCUGUCUAUCAGUACCCAUUAUCAGUGUCGCCUAUCAGUGCCACCAAUCAGUGCCGCAUAUCAGUGCCACCUAUCUGUGACACCUCAUUAGUGC